Syngnathus typhle (broad-nosed pipefish) is the source of this 3227-nucleotide messenger RNA. It is a transcript of the gene adam28, whose product is annotated as ADAM metallopeptidase domain 28. Gene Ontology annotation, biological process: proteolysis. Gene Ontology annotation, cellular component: plasma membrane. The record is from RefSeq and is a predicted model, not a curated record. NCBI's taxonomy places the organism in Eukaryota, Metazoa, Chordata, Actinopteri, Syngnathiformes, Syngnathidae. Gene Ontology annotation, molecular function: metalloendopeptidase activity. The transcript has 23 exons. The coding region runs from base 1 to 2541 and encodes 846 amino acids.
AUGCAGAAUGAGACAGUUUGCUGGUUGAUGGCUUUUCUCAGAAGAAAAAGCGGCUACCUCAGCAACCAGCAGAGGCGUGCUCAGGCCAGUUGUGGGAGUAUUUGUUGUCAACGAGGAAGUACUGUGACAGUCCCACAGAGAGCGGGUGAAGGUGUGGCCUCACUAACAGCACUAACACAGCAUGUAGGUGGAAAGAAUAAAACUGCUCAUUUACCACAUACUACGAUGACACGGGAACUUCUUUUGUGGGUCCUCAUCCUAAAUGGCGCGCUCAAUCUAUCAGACAGCCAUGCCGCCCUAUUUGAGAUUGGAAAGGACUACGAGCUCGUACGACCUGUCCGGCUUCACUCUGUCAGAAGAAGAGACACCGGGAACCUCAGGCCAGAGACCCUGAAGUAUGCAAUGACCGUAGAAGGAAAAGAUGUCGAAAUGCACUUACAAAAAAACAAUGACUUACUCACUCGAGAUUACUCAGAGACUUUUUACCAAGAGGAUGGGACACAAGUCACGACUUCUCCAAAUGACAUUGAUCACUGCUACUAUCAUGGGAAGAUUGUGAACCAAAGCGACUCGACAGUUAGCAUCAGCACCUGUGAUGGACUUCGAGGUUAUUUCAGGACAUCAGCCCAGAGGUACUUGAUCGAGCCUCUGACUGGUGAUGAUGAGGGGGAUCAUGCCGUAAUGAAGUUCAACGAAGAGGACUACACACCCGCUGUGUGCGGUGUCACCAACACGACAUGGAGCACAGAUUUCGAGCCACCAACAAGCCGCAGUCGCUCCAGAUCAGCGGGUAUUUCCAUCAUUCAGCAACAGAAAUACAUUGAGCUCUACCUUGUUGCUGAUAACCGUGAGUAUGUGAAGCUAAACCGGGAUCAAACAGCACUGAGGAAAAGGAUAUUUGAAGUCGUCAACUUUGUCAACAUGGUAUACAAGCCCCUGAGGACCUUCAUUGCUCUUGUCGGCCUGGAGAUCUGGUCCAAUGGUGACUUGAUCUCCAUCACUCCUCCGGCCGGCGCUAAUCUAAAUGCGUUUAUGACAUGGAGGAAUUCUGAGCUGGUCAAGAGAAAGAAACAUGACAAUGCACAUCUUAUCAGCGGGAUUGACUUUGAGGGAGCAACGGUGGGACUGGCGUACAUCGGGACUCUCUGUUCCGGUCAUUCUGUCGGGGUAGUACAGGACCACAACAAUCGAGCCAUUGCUGUGGGGGCCACAUUGGCCCAUGAGAUGGGCCAUAAUCUUGGCAUGAAUCAUGAUGACUCCAGUGCUUGUAUCUGCGCUGGGGAUAGCUGCAUCAUGGGUGCAGCCCUCAGCUGGGACACCCCUCGCACUUUCAGUAGCUGCAGCAGUAGAGACUAUGAGAAAUAUUUGAUCGGCCGCAGCCCAAACUGUAUGCUGGACAAGCCGGACUACAUGAGUCUGGUGGUGCCCUCUGUCUGUGGAAACGGUUUUGUCGAGAAAGGAGAGCAGUGUGACUGUGGGACUGAAAAGGAAUGCACCAACCCAUGCUGCAAUGCAACCACUUGCACCCUAAGUGAGGGCUCCCAGUGUGCUGCAGGGGAGUGUUGUGACGACUGCAAGAUACUUCCGCGAUCUUGGGAGUGUCGGAGGAAACAGGAUGAAUGUGAUCUCGCAGAAUACUGUGAUGGGGAGAGUGACACAUGUCCUGAGGAUGUAUUCAGUGUCAACGGCUUACCAUGUGAUGAAGGCUCUGGUUAUUGUUAUAAUGGCCAGUGUCCAAAAAGAUCAGACCAAUGCCUCAAACUAUAUGGUGCAAGUGCUAUUGAGGCUCCUCCUUCCUGCUAUGACCUAAACACCAGAGGAACUUACUAUGCCUUCUGCAAACGUCCCUCAAAUGAUCAAUACUCCCCCUGCCAGAAAGAAAAUGUGUUUUGUGGGAAACUCUUCUGUCACAAUGGAAACAACAACCCAAACUAUGGCCGCAUGGUGAGGAUUGGUAACUGCAAAGCAGCUUUCUUUGGAGAAUACACUAAAGACUAUGGCCAGGUGGACACCGGGACCAAAUGUGGGGACGGAAAGGUGUGCAGUGAAAGUGAAUGCGUGAGUCUUCCAAAUGCUUACAGAAUCACAAACUGCUCUGCAAAUUGUCCUGGCCAUGCCGUGUGUAAUCACAAAAGUGUGUGUCAGUGUGAGCCUGGCUGGUUGCCUCCUUCAUGCUCCUCCAAAGACAACGAGUUCAGCGCUCUUUCUACUGGAGCAACUGCUGCCAUCGCAGUGGCAAUUUCAUUAGUGGUUCUGGGGAUAAUUAUUGCUGUCAUCGUGGGCGUCAUCCGGAAAAAACGACAGAGCCCUGUGUUACCAACUGCUCAUCAAGUAAGGAAGCAGCCAGCAGUGGACAGCUCUGCUCUCAUUCUUAAAGCACAAGUUCCCCGUCCACCCACACAAGUGUCGCAGGCUGGGAGGCCAAAACCCAAAGGACCUCCUCCUCCACCUCCACCAGCAGCAAACAGACCAAAUCCCGUAAACCACAACUACAGGGUUGUCCCUCAGGCACUAAGGCCUGUACCUCCACCUAAGGUCUAACGGCUCACCAUGCAAUACUUUCAGCAAGGGUAAAACACGAGGGAAAUAUCCACCUUUUUCAUAGAACACAAUUAUUUGUUAUUCAGGUUUUUCUACCUCAGCGCAACCAGAGUCACCGAGGAGAUAAAUGGACUGUAUUGAGUCAAGCGCUGAGGACUCAUCUCAAAAAGACUUUUUAAAAAUGUCUUUUCUUUAUUUAAAUUUUGUAUUUUUUUAUCUAAUUGUAUUCACUGCUGAAUUUUAAUAUAAUAUACGUGGAUUCAAGAAUUAACAGUUCUGCACGUCUCAAUUCUUUAUAUACGUAUGUAUGUACAGAAAUAUUCUUAAACGUAUAUAUAUAUAUAUAUAUAUAUAUAUAUAUAUAUGUAUAUUAUGUGUGUGUGUGUGUGUGUGCGUGCAUGUGUGUGUGUGUGUGUGUGUGUGUGUGUGUGUGUGUGUAUUCUUAGGCAAAAAGAGAUUUGUGUUGAAUGACUUCUCUACAAUAAUCUACAAAAUUACAAUAAUUUACACGACGUUUUGUCAAUAUGUGCUCUUAACACAUGAUUUUGGAAAUAGCUAAAUGGCAUUAGAGGUCAAUUAAAAAAAUCCAAGUUGUUUCGAGUUUCUUCUACAUGUGUUACAAUCUCUAUUAGUUACAGCUUGAACUACUGCGGUUUGCCAUUUCAAUAAAGGGGGCACAAAUCUGA